Molecule: messenger RNA, 3424 nt
Organism: Chelmon rostratus (copperband butterflyfish)
Lineage: Eukaryota; Metazoa; Chordata; Actinopteri; Chaetodontiformes; Chaetodontidae
Product: toll-like receptor 8
Exons: 2
Coding region: 128-3217 (1029 amino acids)
Biological process (GO): toll-like receptor signaling pathway; canonical NF-kappaB signal transduction; positive regulation of interleukin-6 production
Cellular component (GO): plasma membrane
Molecular function (GO): protein binding; pattern recognition receptor activity
Source: RefSeq, a predicted model, not a curated record
AAGUAGGACAUUUUGACUUGUGUUGACUUGAUGACACACGCACAGGGGGCAUAGAUUUUUACCUGAAGUCCAUUUUCCAGUGCCAGAAAGUCACCUGCUUUCAACGAGCCAAUACAACACAUGCACAAUGAGUGUCACACGGUGGAUGCGCUUGCUGCUGUUCUGUCUGUGUUGCCAUUUUGAGACCCAGCCUGCUGCGUGUGUACCUACGUGGAUGUUGCCCCAGUUCCCUUGUGAUGUCACAACCUACAACGACUCUCAGGUCCUCUUUGACUGUAAAGGGCGCCAUCUGCAUAGCGUACCUGACGGCAUAACUAGUAAUGCAACCUGGCUCAACUUAUCAGAAAAUUACAUUAAGAAUAUUUCAGCUAAUUCAUUCUCUAACCUGUGGAAUCUGACUCAACUCAAUCUCAGCUGGGCAAACAAGAACAAUGCACUGAUCAUUGCUGCGAAUGCUUUCAAAAAUCUGACAAAACUGCAUGAACUGAGACUGACUGGUAACUGUCUAAACGAAAUUCCCAGCAAUCUCCCACUCAGUGUGAAAAUCCUUGAGCUAACCAAUAACAAGAUUAUGUCACUGGAUAACAGGAGCCUCGCUGGCUUGACGAACGUGACACAUUUAUUCUUAGCGAGAAACUGCUACUUCUGGAAUCCUUGUGGGAAAGUGGUUACGAUUAUGGACGACAGCUUUGCGGAUCUGACCAAACUGCAGGCUCUGGACUUGUCCCUCAACAACUUAACUAAAGUUCCCAAAGGAUUGCCCAAAUCAUUACACACAUUAAAGAUGGGUUCGAACAAAAUAGAGUACAUCUCUGAAGAUGAUUUGCGAGGGCUACAAAAUUUAAAAAUCCUGAAAAUACAUGGGAACUGUCCAAGAUGUCAAAAUGCUCCAUUUCCCUGUGUUCCUUGCCAAAACAUUUCUCUCGGUAUCCAUCCUAAUGCAUUUCACAGUUUGACACAGCUUGAGAUACUGAACCUGGGGGGAAACUCCCUGAACCACCUGAAGCCCUCCUGGUUUGAGAGGCUGAACAAGCUUAAACAAUUGUUCCUGGCUUUCAACUUCUUGCUAAAAGCAAUUACUGAGGAGGCAUCAUUUCUAACUUACCUUCCCAAGCUGGAAAAAAUUGAUCUCUCAUUCAACUUUGCUCUCAAGUACUAUCCUACCACAAUAAAUCUUUCAAAGGAGUUUUCAAAUCUCGUAUCACUGAGAACUUUGCAUUUGGAGGGUUUGGUCUUCCAGAAUAUUGGACCAGACACACUCAAACCUCUGUACCAGCUCAAAAAUCUGUCUGCACUGAAUUUAGGCACUAACUUCAUUAUUCACUCUGAUCCAACCAUAUUCAGCAAAUUCUCCCACCUGAAAAUGAUAUACCUCGCAGAAAACAGGCUGUAUCCCAUUCCAGCGCAAAGUCCCCCACAUCCAAGUGAGGGAUACAAUCAGAGGUCGGGCCUUUCCAUUUCAUCGCUCAUAAAACCCCAUCCAAAAGAUUUCUCUUACGAGCUGUCGCACAGCCUGGUCAAGCAAGAGUGCUUCGACUCCGGACGAGUGCUCAUCCUCAGCUCUAAUAAUCUGUUCUUCAUUUCUCCAGAGCAAUUUAAGGGCUAUGGGAAUAUUGCAUGUCUCAACCUCUCAAGAAACGGAUUUUCAGCAGCACCUAAUGGAACAGAGUUCUCCUCGCUGCCUGAUCUGACAUACCUGGACCUGUCCUUCAAUAAGAUUGAUCUGGCCUAUGACUACGCCUUCAAAAACCUAAAGAAACUACAAGUACUAGACCUCAGCUACAAUGCUCACUACUUCAAAGCAUUCGGGGUGACGCAUAAUUUAAAUUUUACAAAAAACCUGCCAGCCCUGAGAGUGCUGAAUAUGAGCUAUAACUCAAUUUACACACUGACGACAAAACAGAUGUACAGCAAAUCAUUGGCAGAACUUCAGUUUACAAAUAAUUAUCUUGGGACUCUUUGGAAACAGAGAGAUGGCUCAUAUACAAUGCUUUUUACUAAUCUUACUAAUUUGACAAUUUUAGAUAUAUCCUACAACCACAUUACAAAGAUUCCAGACGACGUUUAUGAAUAUUUGCCACGUAAUCUCACUAAACUCAGCAUAAGUCACAACUCACUUACUGAUUUUACAUGGGACAAUCUGAGGUUUUUCCAUCAACUUCAAAUUUUAGACCUGAGCUUCAAUUCUUUAGUUAACGUGACAAGAAUGAACUCAAACGGCACCCACACUUUGACGUUCCUGGACCUGAGUCAUAAUCACAUUUUCCACUUGGACAAUGGCUUUCUAAAGGGUGCAAAAAGCCUGAAGGUUCUUAGCCUUAGCAACAACAAACUGACUAUCAUCAAUCAAUCCACCUUCCAACCGAAACCUGAGAACCAGAUUCAGACUUUAUUCCUGCACGGAAACCUGUUCCAGUGUACCUGUGAUUCGUUAGAUUUCAUUCUGUGGAUUGAAAACAGUGACAUAAAGAUCCCGAGACUGACCACAGAGGUGACCUGUGACACACCAGCAAACCAGAAGGAUAAAGUUCUGAUAUACUUUGACAUUAACGAGUGUGUGAAUGGCAGUCAGGCCUUCUUGAUGUACAUUCUCUCGCAUUUCUUCAUUAUUGUUUUUAUGGUUGUGACAACAGUUGCUCACUUAUUUUACUGGGAUGCUUCCUAUGUCCUGCACUAUGUGAAAGCUAAGAUGAAGGGAUACAGCUCCUUCAACUCACCAGACAGUGCUUAUGGUGUCUUUGUGACUUAUGACACCAAAGAUCCACAUGUCUCUGAUUGGGUGAUGAGGAAUCUGCGAGUUAAACUGGAAGAGGAAGGAGAGAAGCAAUAUCCUCUGUGUCUGGAGGAGAGGGAUUGGCCGCCUGGAGUCCCGCUGGUGGAUAACCUCACUCAGAGCAUCCGAUACAGUCACAAGACCCUGUUUGUCUUGACAGAGGGAUACGUUAAGACCGGGGUUUUCAAGCUGGCGAUGUAUCUGGCCCACCAAAGACUGCUUGACGAGAAUGUGGACGUGAUCGUGCUGCUGAUGCUGGAGCCUGUCCUGCAGCACUCUCACUUCCUGCGCCUGAGGAGGAGGCUGUGCGGGAAAAGUGUGGUGGAGUGGCCGCGAACAGCUGCGGCAGAGCCCUGGUUUUGGCAAAACCUGAGGAAUGUGGUCAGAGUAGACAAUCAGGUCAUAUACAACAAGACUUAUUCAAAGUACUUCACCAGCCACUGAAGGCCAGCUCUCUGACAAUGAUUUGUGACUUUACGAUGUGGACAAAAAUAUCUGGAGCCUGGUUUUGAAGUUUAUGUUUUUGAGACUUUAAUCACUCAGCCUGGGGUGUAAAAGAAGACGGAUAAAGACCUUAUUUCAUAAUGGCUUUCUAAUACAAUAAGAAUGAUACUGAAUGUGAUUUAUGUGUAAAAAAAAUGUGUAUGAAUA